AUGGACUACGGAACAGUGGAGCUGUACCAUGAGUUUCUCAACCAGAUGGAGUCGUGUGAGUUCAACAACAGCUUGAUCAACUUGGCUACCUCACCUUCUCCAGAAUCUUUCACACCUCCUAUACCUUCUACACGACAUUUAGCAUCCAUAGCGCCGCAGCAAUUGCUUAAUCUCAACCUCCACCUCGAUGUAAAUACGUACUACAACAAGUUGACAGGGCUCAUUUGUCAGAUUCCGUUCCACGGCAGUGCAGCAGAUAAGGACCUGUUUCAAAGCUUAGCACAUAAUGUAACUCAGAGCAGAACCCAGAAGUCAUUUCAGGAGACGUUUGCUGAAGACGAGGAAGACGAAAUGAAUCCUCUAGCACCAGGAUUGUUUCCUAAGUUGAAUAUCGGCGACGACGAGAAGUUCAUGAAGUUCGACACGUUGCCCUUGACGCCGUCGUACGUGGCAAAAUAA
Messenger RNA from Scheffersomyces stipitis CBS 6054, 459 nucleotides. RefSeq lists its product as uncharacterized. The record is from RefSeq and is a predicted model, not a curated record. The coding region runs from base 1 to 459 and encodes 152 amino acids. Lineage: Eukaryota; Fungi; Ascomycota; Pichiomycetes; Serinales; Debaryomycetaceae. The transcript has 3 exons.